AUGCUCACCGUCAACAGUCGCCCUUCGUCUUCGUGCUCACAAUCAACAGUCGCCGUCGCCCUUCGUCUUCAUGCUCACCGUCAACAGUCGCCCUUCGUCUUCGUGCUCACAAUCAACAGUCGCCGUCGCCCUUCGUCUUCAUGCUCACCGUCAACAGUCGCCCUUCGUCUUCGUGCUCAUCGUCAACAGUCGCCGUCGUGCUGUUGGAUUCUCCUUCGUCUUCGUUCGUUCGUCAACAGAAAAAUGAACUUCUUAAGAUGCUUUUGUAUCGAAGAUUUUCAAAUGGGGAAGUCGACCCACAGUGGUUUCUUCUCCAGUGAUCUCCUCCCGUCGCUAGGUGCCAACUUCAACCGUUCGGCUCCGCUAAAGAGAUACACGGUCAGCCCUUUUGAUAGGAAAUACAGGGCCUGGGAGAUGUUUCUGGUUAUUUUGGUCAUUUACUCAGCCUGGAUUUCACCCUUUGACUUUGCAUUUCUUGACGAUAAGCAAGGGGCCCUACGCAUCUUCGAUAACAUUGUCAAUGGCUUCUUCGCCAUUGAUAUCGUUUUAACUUUCUUUGUGGCGUACCUUGAUAGCCAAUCGUACGUUCUUGUUGAUGAUCACAAGAAAAUAGCAGUGAGGUACCUAUCAACCUGGUUUAUGUUCGAUGUCAGCUCAACCGUGCCAUUUCGAUCUCUCAGCCUCCUCUGCACGGAUCGUAAAAGCGAGAUUGGCUUCAAAGUACUCAGCAUGCUUAGACUAUGGCGUCUUCGAAGAGUUAGCUCCCUCUUUGCAAGGCUUGAGAAGGACAUCAGGUUCAACUACUUCUGGAUCCGUUGUACGAAACUCACCUCAGUGACUCUUUUCGCGGUACACUGUGCUGGAUGCUUCAACUACUUGAUAGCGGAUAGAUAUCCGGAUCCAAAUAAAACUUGGAUAGGUGCAGUUUAUCCGGAUUUCAAAAACGAUAGCAUCUGGAACAGGUACGUAACAGCACUGUAUUGGUCGAUCGUAACUCUGACAACAACUGGCUACGGAGAUUUUCAUGCUGAGAACACGAGAGAGAUGCUGUUCGAUAUCUUCUACAUGCUAUUCAACUUGGGAUUGACGGCUUACCUCAUUGGGAACAUGACAAAUCUCGUUGUCCAUUGGACUGGCAACACCAGAGAUUUUAGGGAUAAAGUCGCUGCUGCUUCAGAAUUCGCAAAAAGGAAUCAGCUUCCUCCACAGAUAAAAGAUCAAAUAUUGUCGCACAUCUGUCUAGAUUACAAAACGGAAGGGUUGAAACAGCAAGAUACCUUAAAUUGUCUGCCGAAAGCCAUCCGUGCAAGCAUUUCACGCCAUCUCUUUUACCCAAUAGUGCAAAAUGUCCAUUUGUUUCGUGGCAUUUCCCAUGAGUGCCUCUUCCAGAUGGUUUCUGAAAUGGAAGCAGAGUACUUUCCGCCAAAGGAGGUCGUGAUUCUACAAAAUGAGACUCCAACAAAUCUGUAUAUACUGGUUACUGGAGCAGUGGAUAUAAUUGCAAAUAAUGAUGGGCAGGAUCAGAUUGUAGGAAAGGCUGUGUCUGGAGAAAUGUUUGGAGAAACAGGAAUUCUAUAUAAUACACCUCAGCCAUUCACAUUCCAGACAACUGAGAUUUCUCAGAUGCUGCGUAUGGAUGGUUCUUCACUACUCAGGAUUAUUCACACAAAUACGCAGGAUGGGUUCAUUAUAAUGAACAACUUUUACAUGAAACUGAAAGGUCUGGAAAGCUUUGGACAUGCUAGUCAGCCCAAUAAUCCAGCUUUGGUUUCGAGUGAGCAGUCCCAUGGAGGAACGACUAUGGAAAAUUCUUCUAGUCAUUUACGUAAUUAUUCAAAUGCAGAUCAGGUUACAAGGGAACCAAGUGAUAUAGAUUAUUUAGAUUCAGGUGAUAUAGAGAAGCAAGAACAGAUAAACAACUCUAUAUCGAAUAAGAAUGAAAAAAAUGUGAACUCACCAGCAGAGGAUGGCCAAACUGCUCUUCAUGUUGCAGUAAAGAAAGGCCAUUUAGAAAUGGCAAGGCUUCUUCUGGAAGGAGGAGCAAACAUGCACAAGCCAGAUAUAAGAGGAUGCACGCCAAAAUCUCUAGCUCAACAGCAGGGAAACAAAAGCAUAUAUGACCUUCUAUUAAGUCAUGAAAACAGGAGGAAUGAACACAAAAUAGAAUUCAUCGACCCAGAAACAACGAAUAGUACACUGACAAGCCGGUACUUACCAACAACAAACAGGGACCCUAGUUGUUCCACCUCACUUGUAGAGCCUGCUUUCUUGAGCUCAAGCAGUUCCACCAGUUAUACAGGCAGAAAUGUUAAGAAACUGAUGAAGAGGGUUACCAUUCAUGCAAACUUCCAGGAGAGCGCAUCAGAAAAGCAGCUUCCAAAGCUCAUGGUCCUACCAGAUUCAUUAGAAGAAUUAUUGAUCUUUGCAGGUCAAAAGUUUGGAGGCCAAAAUUUUGCAAAAGUUGCAAACUCAGAGAAUGCAGAAAUAGAUGAUUUAAGUGUCAUCCGAGAUGGGGACCACUUGUUUCUCCUUCCAAAUGAUUGUGAAUGUAGGGAUUAUAAUGUGAUCUAAGGAGUAUGAGAAGCAAUAUAAGAGAAAUUAUGAAAAGUUGAGCUUGUAGCAUCAGCAAGUUUCUAUUUAAUCAAAA
Molecule: messenger RNA, 2647 nt
Organism: Cynara cardunculus var. scolymus (artichoke)
Lineage: Eukaryota; Viridiplantae; Streptophyta; Magnoliopsida; Asterales; Asteraceae
Product: potassium channel KAT3-like
Exons: 12
Coding region: 1-2571 (856 amino acids)
Biological process (GO): potassium ion transport; transmembrane transport
Cellular component (GO): membrane
Molecular function (GO): protein binding; voltage-gated potassium channel activity
Source: RefSeq, a predicted model, not a curated record